Messenger RNA from Rana temporaria (common frog), 2046 nucleotides. Its product is annotated as E3 SUMO-protein ligase ZBED1-like. The transcript is spliced from 4 exons. The record is from RefSeq and is a predicted model, not a curated record. The coding region runs from base 1 to 2046 and encodes 681 amino acids. Gene Ontology annotation, molecular function: DNA binding; protein dimerization activity. Lineage: Eukaryota; Metazoa; Chordata; Amphibia; Anura; Ranidae.
AUGGCAGAAGUAGAACAAAAGGAACGAGAGAUAAAAAAUGCACCUAGCUUUUUAAAAGCAAACAUCUGGGAACAUUUUGGCUUUUAUGAAAAAAGUGGGAAGCACGAAUUGGACAAGUCAUACGCUGUGUGUAAAAUCUGUCACACAAAAAUUAAAUAUCUAGGGAAUACUACUAAUCUGAGAAACCACGUCAGCCGUUUUCACCCAGAAAUGCUAAAACCUACCACCACCACCACCAAGGAAAUGAACCCAGAUCAGCCAAGAAUUGAUGCAAUGUUACAGUCAACUUUGCCGCCCAACUCUGAAAAGGUAAAGAGAAUAACAAAAGCUGUGGCAGCUUUCAUAGCGAAGGACCUGCGCCCUUACUCUGUUGUGGAAAACAGUGGGUUUCGCUACCUUUUGAAGACGAUAGAGCCGCGUUACAAGAUCCCGUCACGAAGUCACUUUACAGAAAACGUCAUACCUGCACUCUACCACGAAACCAAAGCUAAGAUAAUUGCAUCAAUGAGCCAAGCAAGUCGAGUCGCAAUAACGUGUGAUUCCUGGACUUCAGUCACGACAGAGUCUUAUGUUACAAUAACAGCACAUUACGUUAGUAAGGACUGGCAGAUUUUGUCGCAUGUACUGCAAACGAGAGCCAUUUAUGAGUCUCACACGGGUGCUCAUCUGGCAGAGCUACUUUCUCAUGUUGUGGAAGAAUGGCAGCUGUCCGAUAAAUCUGUAGUGCUUGUGACCGACAACGCGUCAAACAUGAUAGUUGCAGCUCAAGUUGGAAAAUUCCCCCAUGUGAAAUGCUUCGCCCAUACACUGAAUCUUGCAUCCCAGCGAGCGUUGAAAGUGGCCACUCUCUCUAGGCUUCUUGGCAGAGUACGUCGGAUAUCCACAUUCUUUCACCGCAGCACUAGAGCAAGCCACUGUCUAAAAGAGAAACAGAAAUGUCUUGGCCUGAAGAAUCAUAAGCUGAUAACUGAUGUGGCAACAAGAUGGAACAGUGCAUACGACAUGGUCGAGAGGUUCUUGGAACAACAACCUGCAGUCUGUGCCACCUUGCUGUCUCCAGAAGUCAGAAGAGGAGAGUCCGAUCUCUGCACUCUAAACGAAACAGAUGUGUCAAAUGCAGAGGACGCCGUGAGUGCAUUAAAGCCAAUGAAGGAUGCAACCAUGCUGAUGUCAGAAGAGCGCAAUCCAACAGUUUCUCUCAUUGCCCCUAUAAAUGCACAACUUCUCCAGAGCAUGACAGACACGAUGGGAGACACACCCAUGAUCCAUGAGAUCAAGAAUUCUAUUAGAACAGAUCUCCAGAAGAGGUACAGCAGUGAGGCCGAGAAGAAGAUCCUUCAUACAGCCUCUGCACUGGAUCCUCGCUUUAAGGGACUGCCUUUCAUCCUCACAGAUGAAGAAAGAUUGGAGAUAUUUAAAGGAGUCACUGAGGAAGCUGCAUCCUUGGAGAUUACAUCAGAUGAGAGUGAGAGGACACAAGAGGAUCAUCAAGUGCCUAGAAGAAAACGAACUCUGGAAGAAGAGGACAGUUCACCCAUCGAAGACAACCAUUCUCCAUCUCCACCAUCUCCUCCCAAAAAGGCCAGAUCGCUGCUCGUGAGUUUGCUGGGACAGUCUUUCACUGACACUGAAGGUACAAUAGAACCCAAAAAGACCCCCUAUGCCAAGGCUGAAGAGGAAAUGGAAAACUAUUGUAAAGCCCCACCUCUGCCUCUCACUGAGGACCCUUUGAACUGGUGGCGUGAGCAUGAGGUCAUAUUUCCCCUCCUUUCUCGGCUGUCAAAGCAAUACUUGUGUAUCCCAGGUACAAGCGUGUCUGCAGAGCGGGUUUUCUCCACUGCAGGAGAUGUGGUAACUGCAAAAAGAAGCGCCCUCAAACCAUCUUUUAGCAGCACUGGAGUCACUGGAGUGGAGUGGAGAGGAGAUGGAGAAUGGUUUUCUAUUAUGCGACUGGGUUUAACCUUCAACCAAAAGAAUUCUGUAUUUAAUUCCAGACAACUGACGCCCGCCAAGCCACCAGAGGAAGGCAAAUCCUUGAAAGAAUAA